AUGAGCACCACCCAAGAUGACCCCACCCGCUCCCCACUGCUAUCCCCCCACGGCGACGAGGGCGCAGCCAUGGACCUCUCCGAUCUCCCCGACUCCAUCCUCCCUCUAGACGACACCACCAUGUCCACCGCCCAACACAUCUACACCCCUCCCCCCCACCUCGCCGCCCGCUUCUACCGCACCAAAGCCGCCGGUCGCCGCAAGUCCUCGGCCACCUCUUCCCGCCGCAACUCCCUCUCCUCCGUCCACUCCCACGCCUCUUCCCUCUCCCACCACCGUCGCGCCUCAGGAUGUCAAAGCAACUACAUCGCCCAGCACCUCCGCCGUGCCUCCAUCAUCGAGUCCCGCAAAGCCCGCCUCGCCGACCGCGCCGCCCACGCCGAGCAAGUCCGUCUGCGCGCUGCGCUCGCCAAAGCCGCGCCGCGUGGGAGCACGAGUAAUAGCGAGGAGCGCGCGUUGGCGGCGCAAGUCGCGAAGGAGAAGUAUCUGGCGAAAGUAGCGGCGGCAUGUGCGGAGGAAGUGGCGCGCGCGAAGCGCGUGGCGGAGGAGGUGAAGGAGAGGAAGUUGGCGGAGGAGACGCGCGCGAGGCUGGAGAUGGAGGAGAGGCAUGCGGAGGCGGAGAGGAGGAGGGCGGAGUAUCAGCGGAAUUUGCAGGCGAGGAGGGCGAGGCGGGCGGAUAGUAGUGAGAAGAAGCUUUCGACGCUAGAGGAGGUGUUGGAUGGGGACGAGGAGGCUGUGGUGGACGAGGUGGUGGUGGAGAAGGUGGUGUUGAGCGAGGAGGAGGCGGCGAAGAGGUUGCAGAGGAUUGUGAGGCUGUUUCUUAAAGAGAAGGUUGUGAAGGUGUUUCGCGAGAUGGAGUUACACGCAAAGUCGAAGAGGGAGAGCUUCGAGGAUAUGACUGCGUUGGUCGCGGAUACACAUACGAUUACAGCGACCACGGCGAUCCUGAUGCAGCUCGGCCUUCAAGAUAGGAACGACGAGAACGCUGCGCUGAACAGCCGCACCUUCCUCAGCGCAUAUAUGAUCACCGGUCAUCCUGUUGCAGUACUCAAUAACAAGAACGGCGCGCAGGAGCAGGAUCUCAUGGCCAAAGCGACCGAGUUGAUCGAGAACUUCGAAGUGAUUGUCGGCCGUCUUUCGAGAUGGAACAACUUCUCGCCAAACCCUACUCAGCUGGAGAAUCUGUCGCAAGCUUAUACAGCCUACACCUCUGCUUUCGCGGCUUGGAGAUUGCAGGACUCAUCCGUGCUGAUCGAGGGCAUGGUGGCUUCGUUCGUGGAGCUGGAUGCGAUCUGGCAGACCGUGAAAGACGACACUCGCGGUGAAGUGGCCAGCGACUACCGCGAAGGCAUUCGUGACAACCAAGUCAUGCUACUCUCUCGCAUCAGGAAGCUGGCUGGUCCGGACCGUGCGGACGUCUUGAUCAAGAAAGCUAUCAGAGAGAGCAGGAGGAAGCGACCGAAGAAGCGGGCAACUGCUGAAGUACGGCCGCGUGGUGUCGAGUCUGCGGACGCCCAGUCCAGCGCGCAGCCAGCUCUGGAAGCUGCCGUGGAAUCGGACUCAGACGAUGCGCGUCCGAUCAGCCCAGCUGGCGAUGUUGACUUGGAGCAACAGGUCAGGCAGCUCUUCACGCCUAUGCCUAGCAAUAGGGUUUUGACCCACGAACUGGCCAUCGACAAAGACUACCGCUUAGAAGACACUCAAUCCGAGUUCCGCGCGCAGUUCUACCGUAGCCUCUGCGACAACAUGAAACGAGGCUUUGAGAACGGCAAUGGCACAGUCUGGACGGUGUCAGCAGCGCAGAACGUCAGCGAGAAACUAUUGCGAAUGCUUAAGCCGGGCAACUCGAUGCACACGCUCAUCUCGGAAACCCUAGACGCCGACUCCAUCAACCGUCAAUGCCAGCAAGGCGUCUUCUCCUACGACGGCUUCUUCAAAUUCAUGGCCGAUGUCCUGCCGAAGCUCUGCGCUCCCUUCCGCGACGCUGAGAUCAAGGCUCUUGCGUCCGAUUUGCAGGACUCCAGCAGCGGAGAGCUGGACGCCAUGAUCGAGAAGCUCUUCAAACUCAUGCGUGCGGUGGAUCUGCUGAGUCUGGACUACACGAACUUCAUGAUCAUGAACGCCGCCCCCACCCUCAUUCGCGAAGCUCCCGGCUACGAGCAGCGCAUGUUCGCCAAAGACCUCGAAUCCGGCGCGCUCACGCUCGACCGCACGAGGGAGUUCUGCCGUUCAUCCUACGUCACACUCUCCGCUGAAGCCGACCGCAGAGAUCCAGAGGGCGUGCGUCUCCUCUCUGAUCGCCCGAGUUUACACCGCGUCUACGCCCACGCGCUGUGCAAUCUCGCCCUGGACAUCGGGCCUUUGCCUGCAGAAGCUGUACCGGAGACACUGGCGCUGGAUCUCGCGCGGCUGCGUGAAGUGAGGACGCAGACGGUGCGGAUCACGAUCAUCGCGGCCAUUUUGCUGAACGCGAAGAACCUGCUCCGCCGCGACUCGAGGAGCCAGUGGAAGAACGAGGCGUCUCGCUUGUGGACGCUUCUGAGCAGCGAGGCGUACGACGGCAGCACGUCCGUCAAAGGCGACGCAGGCCCCGAGGAGGAAGAACGCCUGAGUACCGCGAGCAAGGCCCUGGCGAUACUGGAAACAUCCCACAACAUCCCCCCCGCCACCCGCACCACCCUCUCCGGCUCCAUCACCCGCUUCUUCGCGCAAGCCGCCUCCACGCACACCCGUUUCACCGACCCUCUCCUCAAAAUCCUGCACUCCCGCCUCCGGUCCCACAUUUUGGCACGUUUAUCCGCCAGCACGUCGAGCGAGAGGGUUAGGGUGACGUCAGGCGCGAGUGAAGCGCUUAGCGGGUUCGGAAUGCCCGAGUUCGUGGAACGCGUGGGAGGGGUUGUGGGGGUUUUGGAGCGGGUGAGGGGGGUUGAUGGGGGGGGGCAUGGGGGGUGGUAUGAUGAGAUUUUCGGAGAACUGUCGAGGUGA
Saxophila tyrrhenica is the source of this 2985-nucleotide messenger RNA. RefSeq lists its product as uncharacterized. The transcript has a single exon. The record is from RefSeq and is a predicted model, not a curated record. Lineage: Eukaryota; Fungi; Ascomycota; Dothideomycetes; Mycosphaerellales; Extremaceae. Bases 1 to 2985 code for a protein of 994 amino acids.